UUUCCGGAAUCUAGAACUCCGAUGUUCCCGGCUGCAACCUCAAGCACCUGGGCUGCCAACUACCUCGCCUCUGAAGCCUGGUUUCCUUUCUUCCCACCCCUGCAUGUGAAAGUCGCCUACGGGUUAAUAAUUUAAAGGUGCCACGCAGGUUAUUCUGUCUCUCCCCGCCACAAGGAGAGUUAGAGCGGAUCUGUUUAUGUAGGUCUGCUUGGGGGCAGUCACACGGAUCAAAUGGCCCAAGUGCUUUACUACGGCCUCCUAGAUUUCCCGGCUCCACUCACCGCCGCCUAAGUUUUGCGGGAGAGGGGACGAAAGGGGAUUGAAGGGAGAGAGAAAGAAGAGCAGGAAAAGAACAGGUGGACAGUCUCCCGGAGCGGAGGUCUCUGCCCUGCUCCUCUCGGGGCAAACUCAGCCCCCGCGUGGCAGGACGAUGGGUAAGCUGGGAAAAAGUGAAUGAAGCAGGAGGAGGAGGAAGAGGAGGCGGAGGGCGGCGGCGGCGUUGGCGUUGACUUUGGCGUUGGCGUUGGCUUUGGCGGCGGCUACAGCCCGAAGAGGAGGAGAAGGAGGAGGAGGGAGCGCGCCUGACUGCCGGGGCCGCAGCGGGCGGGCUGCAAGUCGGGGUCUGGGCGCUCGGCGGCUGCCGCAGCAGCAAACGGAGCAGCGCCUCCCCCUCCCAGCGAACCCAUGGACAGCCUGCCGGCCUCCGGGGCCAAACCCCCGAGCGGGAGGAAGAUGAAAGCUCGGGCUCCUCCUCCUCCUGGAAAGCCAUCUACAACUCCAAACAUCCACAGUGAUCAGAAACCAAACAGGGACUUGGGAAUCAUCCCACAGCAGAACCUCGUCAACAUGAAAGAAAACCUGAGGAGCAGCAUGGUGGAUGUCACUGUGGUUUUACCCAAUGGAUUGGAAAUUAAAAGUGCUAUAAAUGGGAGUAAUGCCAUGAUGGACCUGCUGGUCGAGCUGUGCCUCCAGAAUCACUUAAAUCCAGCCCACUAUACCCUGGAGCUCAGGUCUUUGGAGACCCAACAACCUUUGAGUUUUAAGCCAAAUACUUUGAUAGGGACCCUUGAUGUACACACAAUAUUCUUGAAGGAAAAAGUCCCUGAAGACAAGAGCAAAUCAGUUCUCCAGAAGGUACCUGAGAAGUCUGUGCGACUAGUAGUGAACUACUUGCGAACACAGAAGACCAUAGUCCGGGUGAGCCCCGAUGUCCCACUGCAAAACAUUCUCCCAGUUAUUUGUGCAAAAUGUGAAGUCAGCCCUGAGCACGUCAUUCUCUUAAGGGACAAUAUUGCCGGGGAGGAGCUGGAACUUUCAAAGUCCCUGAAUGAGUUGGGGAUAAAGGAACUCUAUGCAUGGGACAAUAAAAGAGAAACCUAUAGGAAAUCUCUGAGCAGUGAUGUCAUGGACAAAGAGAAGAAGAAAUUUCUGGGGUUUUUCAAAGUCAGUAAAAGAAGCAAUAAGGCUGAUGGGAUGCUAAGAGUGGAGAGUGAUGAGGAUAUUUUAAAGUCAACCACUGAAAAGAACUUUAAUGGCUGCUUGACAACUCCCAACUCCCCAUCUGUGAAUUCCCGUUCCCUUACCUUGGGUCCAUCCCUCUCCCUCAGCAACAUCUCAGGAGUGUCAUCAGUAAAGUCAGACAUGAAGAAGCGUAGGGCACCUCCUCCACCGUCAGCAACACCCUCAGCAACGCCAUCAGUAACUCCGUCAUUGCCAAGCACUGAGGCAUUUGGUCAAGACAAGAUGUCAGAAAAGGUAUUUCAAGUAUCGCAGAACGAAUUACAGAAGAAAAAGAGACGUGCUCCAGCACCGCCACCACCACCGCCGCCGCCAUCAACUCCCCUCAUCCCAAACAGGACAGAUGACAAGGAAGAGAAUAGGAAGAGCACAAUGGGUGUUGGACGGCAGGUGCCACAGAAGCCUCCUAGAGGCACUCCUCGAGGUCCACCUCAGUUAGUGCUUCCCCCACCCCCACCCUACCCUCCUCCAGACACAGAUAUUGUGGAUUCUCCAGGGUUUCACAGAGAAGCAGAUGGAACAGAAUCCUCAGAACUGGGACCCAAACUAAGCCUGCCACUCAUCCACAGUAGUAAUUGUUCCAUGGAUGGUGGGAUCACCGAACUGUCUGAAGUGGAAGAGACGGCAUCGGUGAGCAGCUGCUUUGCAUCCGAAGAUACUACUACUGAAGACUCAGGAGUCGUGAGCUCUCCAUCAGACAUCGUUUCUCUGGAUUCACAAAACGACAGUGUAAAGUCCAAAGAUAAGUGGGCCUUGGAUCAGGAGGAUGCUGCUUAUACCUGUGCAGCAGAGCAUGGUCCCCCACGGAGCACUUCACGGGACAGUGAUGACUCUGGAGUUACUCAUCUGAGAAAUGAAAAAGCAAUUACAGCAAAGGAUGGUGAUGACAUCUUUAUUAAUGGCCAGCUCCAAAAACCCCUAGCAGAAUAUUAUGAAGAUCUAGAAGAAAUGGAAGAUAGUUAUGAAACAGAGACCACUUCUUUAACAGAUUCCACAAAUGGUGGGCUCAGUUCCCAUGGACAAGAGGCUAUAGUCUCUAAAGAUAAUGCUUACACAAUUCCAGUGACAUUUAUAGGAGAAGUUUUAGAUGACCCUGUUGAUCUGGGGACUUUCAUCAAUAAAAACAAUAAUGCAGGUUCUUUUGAUAUGGAGCGUAUGACUAAUAAAGCAACUUACAUAACUGAGAAGCCCUUGUAUGACCAGUCCUACAAGUCAAAAGCCAGCAAUCUACAUGUGAAAAAGAGGGAGAACAUGUUUGAAUCUUACGUUUCUUCAAGUGAAAUGAAAAAAGAAAAAGAGUUGAUAUCAUCCAAUAAUGGCAAAAAUACUUGUCCAAGUGAACUAAAGCCCAACGUGGCUUCUUCCACCCCUAAACCUGCAAUGGGUGACUCGUGUUUGAAAGAAAAAAACCAUCAGGACUAUGAGUCAAAUGGCAUUCAAAGGUCCCACAUGUCAAAGAAAAUUAUUUCAGAACUGAUGAUGGAAAAGCAAACCAGUGAUAAAAAUGAUCUCAUAGUGCCACCAUCAUGGUAUUGUCGGGGCCAAAACCCAGUAGGACCUAAAGCUGGCCUUACAACCUAUAAAAUUGUUCCUCCAAAAUCAGAGAGGAAAUGCUAUGAUCGAGGAGUGUCCCUCUCAACUGGUGCCAUUAAGAUAGAUGAAUUAGGCAAUCUAGUUAGCCCACAUGUUGAUGGGAAGAAGUCUACCGUGAUACCAUCUGUUGGGGAAAUGGAGACACUCCCCAUUGGGAAAGUAAAGGAAUUCUGGAGAUCAAACUCCAUAGAGAGACAUCCUGACGGACCCCUAGAUUAUGCUAAAAGAGCUGUGGCUACUCUGCCAUUAAAACAACAUCAUAAAGAAACUAAACUCAAAGCAGAACCAGAAAUCCUGGGCCCAAAGCUAAAACCAUCACAGACAGCUGCCCACAAAGUGGGUGAAAACAAUUCUGAACUAGAAAAAAGCAAACCACCUGCCUCGGUCCCCAGCACAACUCAGGCAAAAGCACCAGUUGCCACAUCAGCGAACCCUACUGGAGAAGUCCUCUCCUUUCUUAAACCUCAGAGAAGAACUUCAAGCCAAUAUGUUGCCUCUGCCAUUGCAAAACGGAUGGAAUCUCCUCCAAUCAACACGAUUUCCCUCCACAAGAGUGAGAGAGAGCCAAGCAGAUGGGAAGGCAGGAAGUUCAGACAAGACUUAGCCCCUCCUCCUGAAAAUGAGAAUCUAUUAAACAGUACCCAUCCCCUAACAAAAGCAUCUAAAAAUGAUCCCAAGAGGUCCUAUUCUGAUUGUUGGGUUGGCCAUGGAAAGGAAUCGGUUAAACUUACCCCUGGAGCUUCUUCUGAGAUGGAAAACACAGGAGCAAAUAUCAAGCACACUGUUCAAGACAGUUCUGCAGACAGUUACAGGCAAAGAAUUAAUGGACCACCAACUAAAUCUCCCCCCAGUACUGAUUAUUCCAUAGAGGAAGUUUGUGGUUCCAAUGGAAAACACAACUACCAAAAGACCACUUCUGAAUGUGACUCAAAAGGCAAGGCAGAAAAUACAAAUUCUUUGGUCCCUAAAAAGUCACCAGGAUUCCAAACUUCUAGUAGCUCUGCUUUGAACACCACUAAGUGGCUUUGUGUCAACAAUAGUGAGCAGAAUGGUGCAGGUGUAAACAGCCAAGAUACUUUGAAAAGGGAAGAUAGAUCAGAUGUCUUAUCUGAUCGUGAUAAUGAAUUUGAGAGUCCCCUACAAGCGACUGUAUUUGGGCCCAAGAAGAAAUUCAAACCUGUUGUCCAGAAACCAGCACCUAAAGACACUUCAUUGCACAGUGCUUUGAUGGAAGCCAUUCAGACAGCAGGAGGAAAAGAAAAACUCAGAAAGACUGCAGAACAUAGCCCAGAGGGAAGUCUAAAGAAACCCUCAUACACAGAGCCUGAGAGUGAAAGGUCAGCCCUAUUAGCAGCAAUCAGAGGUCACAGUGGUUCCAGCAGCCUGAAGAAGGUCUCAUCUUUAGCUUCGGGAGAACUUGAGAGCUUCCGAGAAGCAGCCCUCUCUAAACAAGCUGCAGAAGCCCAUCCUCGAGCAGAAGAGGCUUCUGUUCCACCCCCACCUGUAGCACCACCACUGCCUUUUCUUGUUUCCAAGGCAUCUACCGUGUCAAAGACAACACCCAAAUUCUCCAUAGGCCCCAUCAGUGAUUCUGUGGAUGCAAGGCAGGCUCUCAUGGAUGCUAUUCGCUCUGGCACAGGGGCCGCAAGAUUGAAAAAGGUCCCAUUGCUUGUUUGAAUAGUGUAUAAAGAACAGAUAAUUGCAAAAGCUAACUCUGUAACACACCCAUAAUCAUCAUUCAAGGACUUGGAGCAGCAAGGAACAUCACAAGUCGGUAUUACUUUCUUGUCUAUAGGCCAAAAUAUAUGUAGUUAAUUUUCAGCCUGUUCCUGUAUAAUGGUUCAAAGGGAAAAAAUACUUUUUGCUGCCCAGCCUGUGUGCCAAGGAAAUGUGUUCUGCCUCUGAACAUUUAAGGUUGCCAAUAAACUAUUCUUGUUGGCAGGUUAAUAAAAAUAUAAAUAUUGUGUAGCCCAGCACUACAGCACUAACACUUAAUUAUCCAUUUGGACAAAAUGGAAAGGAGGUCUUUGUCCUCCACUGAUUACAGACUGCCGCCAAGCCUUUUUACCAUAUACAGCUGUUUGAAAAACAUCUACUCGUUUGAAAUCUGCAAGCAGAAGAUAAAAGGGUCAGUGACCAGUUAAAUGGAGUUGGAAAGUAAUACAGGGCCUAUAUGUCUUGGAAGGAAUUUUUAAAAGGGCGUUGUUAAGUUUUUGAAACUGAAAUUGUCUGAUUCUUGCCUCCACAUAGAUUGGGGAGCAUAAUUCCAUGUUUCAUAGAUCAGUAUCUGACUCACUGUUUUUCUUUGUUUAAUUAUCACAGUCCCAUGAUAUUUAUCAAAUUCUUUCAUGUGCAUAGGAUCCAUACUGUGAGGGACUGGAAAGAUAGAACAGUUUCAGAUGCUCAGAAUGACCAGGAAGUAGUCUUUAGUGACCAUAGAAUAGAUUGUCUCUGAAGCUUGUUACAUGUGGGGAUAUGAAGUAUAAGCUACAAUUGCACUGCUGCCUACUGACCCCAAGGAACAUCCAUACCCCCUCUUGAUCUCUUUGCACUAAGAAGGGGGAAAUCAUGUGUUUACAUGCCACAGAGAUUGAAUUGUUUUGGGAAAUGACUGAGAAUUUUGCUUAAUGGUUCAUGAUCGGGGACUCAGGCUUGUCCCUUUCAGCCUGCACUCCAGGAUUCCUGUCUUCCCCUUCAUUGUACUAUAAAUUUUCUUGUAGCAUCCUGUUUGGUGUCACCAGUAUUUAUAACAAAGUUUAACUACUCUCAUAGUAUUCUGUAUAUAUCCUUAAAAGUAUUUUGUUAAAUUGAAAUAACUUUAAAAGAUAAAUAGCAAUUAUGAGGAUUUCUUUUCUUAUUAUCUAUGUCAUCUUUUAAAAAAAGGAAAUAGAAAAAUCUGUAUUUUAAUUUUUUUAUGAUCACAUUAGCUCUGGACGUCAUCCAAAAUGAAAACCUUGCUUUUCACUGCUUAAACUUAAACUAGAGCUAUACAUGUCACUAACUUUCCAAAAUGAGGAGAGCAUUCAGCCAAUUGCUUUUAUCUGCAACUGUCUGUAUUAUCUGACUGUUAGUGCCACAAAUAAAACAAAUUAAGUUGCUAUAA
Molecule: messenger RNA, 6214 nt
Organism: Sarcophilus harrisii (Tasmanian devil)
Lineage: Eukaryota; Metazoa; Chordata; Mammalia; Dasyuromorphia; Dasyuridae
Gene: COBL
Product: cordon-bleu WH2 repeat protein
Exons: 16
Coding region: 685-4788 (1367 amino acids)
Biological process (GO): actin filament network formation; actin filament polymerization
Cellular component (GO): actin filament; neuronal cell body; terminal web
Molecular function (GO): actin monomer binding
Source: RefSeq, a predicted model, not a curated record